Acanthosepion pharaonis is the source of this 831-nucleotide messenger RNA. The record is from the annotation of a GenBank genome assembly. Lineage: Eukaryota; Metazoa; Mollusca; Cephalopoda; Sepiida; Sepiidae.
AUGCUCUGUUUAUUUACAGAAUGUAUUCAGUUGGUUAAGAACCCUGGUCAGUAUUGGUACAUUGCCGGCGAAACCAACACCGGAUGCGCGCUGUUUCUUUUAGGUGGGCAUGAAACACGUCUGGAAAUCGAAUUUCUUGACUUUAACAUCGAUUGCGAAAGUGACGGCUUACUAUCUAUUAUUGACGGAUGGGAAAUGAACUAUGAAUUGUUCCCCAGCUUGGAGGACUUACCCAGGGACAUAAACAAAUACAGAUACUGCGGCCUGAAACGACCUAGGCGCAAAUUCGUUUCCUCUCAAAACGCCGCUCUGAUCAACUACUACACCCCCAAGAAAGGACAAGGUUUCAGUAUACGCGUAAAAUUCAUAAGUAAUCCAUUUCCUUGCAAUGUAAUAUCCAUCGAAAAUUCGGGCACUUACACGCUUCGAAACUACGGACUCAGGAUGAAUUGCAGCAUUUCAAUCAUUUAUCCCGAAGUGGUGAAUGUGCUGUCAGUGAACAUCGGCACGACGUCGACUGGGAAUUCUAUUGAUUUUCUCCAGAGGCCAUCGUGGUACCAUAGGUCGAACGAGAUUGGAAAAGUCAGAAAAACACCGUCGAUGAAAUUCUCCAGCCAGUGUAUGACACAAAAUGGAGGCAACUAUUUUGAGCUGAAGACGGGAGACGGACUUGAUCCCAAGUACAUGAUCCACCGAACCAAGACCAUGUGUGGCAAUUUUCAACGACAGUAUCGGCCAGGUGUACUGCUCGGUUGUGGGAACUCUGUCGUUCGCAUGAGGAAAUUAACUCUUUACACUACGGGUAUUGUUGAGAGCGCUCCUUGCGAAUGA